AUGCCGCCAUCUACGGCCGCGGCAUCGCCCAUCAAGGCAUUGAACAAAAGUCAGCCCGACUCUUCAACCAUGGACAAACAUGAGACCAAGGACGAAUGUGCUGCGACCAACUCAAAAUCGCAAUUCACCUUGUCAAAGAACACACUCGACGACAACGUGAUGGAGGGAUCGACUACAGAAUGUGCUGAUACUACAGUCGAGACUGCCGUUUCACCACGCAAGACAACCGAACCCCAGCGCACGACUACCAAACUACUGCCAAUGGCCACUCAGAUACCACAACAAGCUGUCUCUCUACUCGACAUGCCGCUUGAGAUUCUAAUCAUGAUCUUCGAUUACGCAGCUUGCAGAAAUCAUCUCUACGAUGAGGACUAUCUGAUUCGGUUCAGGUACAGGGGUAGCUCAGGCCAUACUCUGGUCAUCUCACAACCUUCACUGUUGAUGACUUGCAAAUCUCUCCGAUCUGCACUCUCAGACCGCUUUUACUCGAGCUGUUCUUUCCACGCAAAGUUCGGAACGGCAUCACUGCUAGAGAGGGCCGACAAAGGAUUGACGGUACAAGGACUCGACGAUAUGCUUCCAUCUCCUUUGAAGCUCAAUACUAUCAGACUGACCCUCGAAAUCUCAGACAUCUCAGUUGUUGUCGAAUUAGGCAAGAAACUGUUCAUCGACUAUCAGGCCAUGGAGCUCAAUCCAGAAGUUGGAACCAAGCUCAUGAAUCUGCACUGGCAGCUUGUGUGUGGUAACAGUUUUUCCAUGGAGUGCGAUGAUGAAUUGAGCGAGGACAUGGACCUUCUACUAGACGACAUACACGCAGCAGCCGCCCUGUCAGGUCUCGGAUCAGACAGCUUGGAGGAGUUUGGUUCUUGGCUGAGGACAUGGCUGGAGGAGGACAACGACUAUUCAAGUCCUACAUAUCAUGUCAGGAUGGUGCUCAGACAACUUUCGAGACCCAGACGCUGCACCAGCCGAAGAGUAUGA
Molecule: messenger RNA, 981 nt
Organism: Aureobasidium namibiae CBS 147.97
Lineage: Eukaryota; Fungi; Ascomycota; Dothideomycetes; Dothideales; Saccotheciaceae
Exons: 2
Coding region: 1-981 (326 amino acids)
Molecular function (GO): protein binding
Source: RefSeq, a predicted model, not a curated record